AUGUCAAGCCGCCGCCACCCAUACUAUGACCCCUAUCCUCAUCACGGGUAUCAAGACUAUCACUACCCACCCGCUCCAGUAGCUCACCCGUCCACUCAUCAUUCAUCGGCUUAUGCACCACAUCUCCCGCAGCACGUCUAUGAGCCACCUGCACCACCAUAUGCCAGCCCAAGAUCAGGCGGCACACCCUUGGUGCAAGAGGUUGCUGCUGAGGAUGUCAAGUUCAGCGUUGAGGGUGGCAAGAAGCGAAGGAAAGCAGUCGAGGUGAAUGGCGUGGGAGAGGAUCAAAGGGUGGAUCAGUCGAACAAUUAUAUCGACGAUCCACUGUAUAUACGCCAGCAAAUCAUGGAUAACGCGCAAGCACUAAUGCAGAUUCUCUGCCCAACAGCCUACGGUCCUGACUUCGCAGGCCGUUACAGCGUCGUGCUCUUACAACCUACUCCUACCUCGAAAGACAAUGCGAAGCAACACCGCACUCACAAGUCCACGUCAGCCAACCAGCAGCUGGAGAAGUGGAGAGCAGGCGUAGCAUGCGACGGGACCGUUGUAGUCGAGGGCCCGAAAGCAGAGACGUCGUUCAUGGCUCUGAACUCCUUACUUGAGUCCCUGGCGGCGAAGCUGGGUAAAGUCAUGCCUCGAGCUUGGGAUGUGGGAGAGGAGAGCGAUGGAGAGGAGGAGACAGAGAAGACUGGGGUUGUGGAGGAUGAAGAUGGAGCGAGGUUUGCUGUGGAGGGUGGUCGUGAUAAGGAGUGA
This is a messenger RNA of Recurvomyces mirabilis, 753 nucleotides long. RefSeq lists its product as uncharacterized. The record is from RefSeq and is a predicted model, not a curated record. The transcript has 2 exons. NCBI's taxonomy places the organism in Eukaryota, Fungi, Ascomycota, Dothideomycetes, Mycosphaerellales, Teratosphaeriaceae. The coding region runs from base 1 to 753 and encodes 250 amino acids.